UGUGCUUUCACGUUUUACUCGAGUUCGUUGAGGAGAUGCGGUGUAUGUUUUGGUUAUACAAAGCUGUUUUAUCAUAAUAUUCAAUAAUCAAUUAUCAGGUGUAAACAUGUAUUUGUCUUCUCUAUGCUCAUGAUCUAUUUCCCUGCGCGCAUAUGACAGACAGAGGAGCGUGUAUUAAUCCUGCUGUAGGACUGACUCAUUGCUGCCAGCACUUAACAGUUACAGUAGGUCAAACAAACCCCAAAUAUGAACGAGUCCCUCAGAAAAACGAAUCAUGACUCUCGAGUCAGGAAAAAAAGAGUCGUUCAAAAAGAACGAAUCGUUAGCGAACUGCACAUCACUACAGAGAACCACCGAGAGGACAACUAUGGACUGAAAACCAUCGAAAGGGGCAAUACACCGACUGGAAAUGUUCAAGUACGUCGCAAUAUAUCUAAAUGUAUAUCAUGAACACAGAUAUGAUUCCAAAAUUCACCUCAAAAGAUGAGGAGAUUGACUUCUGGAAGACUCUUUCCCUCAAGUACAAGAAAAAUUGCCAGGAGGCCCAGGAGGAGCUGCUGGAGUUUCAGGAGGGCAGCAGAGAGCUGGAGGCAGAGCUGGAGACCCAGCUGGGCCAGGCCGAGCACCACACGAGUGUCCUGCACUCUGAAAACAGCAGGCUCAAGAACGAGGUGGACUCACUCAAGGAAAAACUGGAGCAGCAGUAUGCCCAGAGCUACAAACAGAUCAACAUGCUGGAGGAUGACCUGGGACAGACCCGGGGCAUCAAGGAGCAGCUCCACAAAUAUGUGCGGGAGCUAGAGCAGUCCAACGACGACCUAGAAAGAGCCAAGAGGGCUACAAUUGUGUCCCUAGAGGACUUUGAGCAGCGUCUGAACCAGGCUAUCGAGAGGAACGCCUUCCUGGAGAGCGAGCUGGAUGAGAAGGAGUCCGUCCUGGUCUCAGUGCAGAGAUUGAAAGACGAGGCCAGAGACCUGCGUCAGGAGCUCGCCGUCCGAGAGCGAAGUACGGACGUAACCAGGAUGUCGGUGCCCACCUCGCCCAUCCAGGAUGACAAUGACAAGAUGGAUUACUCAGUCCAGGCCUCACUGUCUCUCCCCGCAACGCCGCUCGCAAAGAGCGCCAACCCCACAGAGUUGUCCAAUGUCCUUGGUAACUCUGCUAGAAUGUCAGCCCUCAACAUCGUCAGUGACUUGCUACGGAAAGUGGGGGCUCUGGAGUCUAAGCUGACAGCCUGCAGGAACUUUGCCAAGGACCAGAAAGCCAGGAACUCUUAUGCCAUCACGGAGAACGGGAACGUGAUCAACGGCAACACAGCCAAGUUCUCCCAUACACUCCACACGACGUCGUCAUACUACGACAAAACGAGAGAGAGGGUCAUAUUCCCUGCAUUAAUUCUGGCCGGUGCUGUCCUUCUGUUUUUCCUUAUUGAGGUUGUCUUUCAAGCAGGGUGGUGAAUGGCCUGGACCCUGGCACACUGACAGCCAUCACAGCACCCCCCUCUCCCUCCCCCCCUGACCUACUGCCUCUCAUUGUGUGAUGGUGACAGACAGUACCCCUGCCAAGCCCCCCCCCACCCCCCCAACACCUUCCUCUGCCCUUCUGCCAAUGGACAAGACUAUGUCUUAAAACAGAAAGCAUUGUGUUGACUUUCAAAUGAGGACAUAAAAAUGGCCAGCACAAUUAAACACUUUUCACAUACUGUAAUACUGGCCCCUCUUUGCAGUCACUACAUAUUAACAGGCUGUCUUUGUGUCAUUCUGACCCUUUAGUGCUUGUGGGACUAUUAUAGAGGAAACGGUGAGGGAUUCAAAUAUACAUUGAGUGUACAAAACAUUAAGAACACUUCCUAAUAUUCAGUUUUACCCCCUCCCUUUGUCCCCAGAACAGCCACAAUUCGUCGGGGCA
Salmo salar (Atlantic salmon) is the source of this 1908-nucleotide messenger RNA. Its product is annotated as nuclear distribution protein nudE-like 1-B. Gene Ontology annotation, molecular function: microtubule binding. Gene Ontology annotation, biological process: chromosome segregation; mitotic centrosome separation; vesicle transport along microtubule. The record is from RefSeq and is a predicted model, not a curated record. Gene Ontology annotation, cellular component: centrosome; kinesin complex; kinetochore. NCBI's taxonomy places the organism in Eukaryota, Metazoa, Chordata, Actinopteri, Salmoniformes, Salmonidae.